This is a messenger RNA of Thlaspi arvense, 306 nucleotides long. NCBI's taxonomy places the organism in Eukaryota, Viridiplantae, Streptophyta, Magnoliopsida, Brassicales, Brassicaceae. The record is from the annotation of a GenBank genome assembly.
AUGUUUAUAGAGAUGUUUCAGCUUUUAUUCACGGUCGUCUCAAUAGAAGCCGCUCUUAUUAUAACACUCGGGUUUGGGACUCCAGUGAGAAGAGCUGUGGUGAAAUUGCUAGACUUGUUCAAGCAAGGUCGAGGACCACUGGUUACAAAGACGGUUGCAGCCACUAUGCUUGUGUUGUUUGGCUCGGUUCUGUUCAGCACGAUCCAGAUCAACACAAGGCUCUCCGAGUCUGGCGCUGUAGCUAACUCGACUGAUCAAGUCAUGUUUGCGAAUCGCCUCCUCGAAGCUUUCCUCAUGGGUAAGUAA